Messenger RNA from Peronospora matthiolae, 381 nucleotides. NCBI's taxonomy places the organism in Eukaryota, Oomycota, Peronosporomycetes, Peronosporales, Peronosporaceae. The record is from the annotation of a GenBank genome assembly.
AUGGAGGUGGAGGAGGAGGAAAGACGCUCUCCACACGAUCAUGUGGAUCGGUGUGUUCCCGAGAGCUUCUUUGAUCGCGUAACGCAAGGGUUACGCGACGAUCUCGAGCAUGAGCGGAAUAGGCGUCUCCAGAUGGUGGACACUGCCUCGAAGCAUCGAGCUGAGUUUGCCUUUGCUCAGCUUGAGAACGAGAGAUCUCUGACAUCUCUUCGUGACGAGCUAAGGGUAGCUCGUGGGAUUGUUGAUCGGUCUCGGGCUGAGAUAACUGCUCUUCAGACCCUUGUUGAUGCCCACCAUCAGGAGCACAAGGCUCUCUGCGAGAUGCUUGAGCGCAAGGGCGUUCUUCAUCGGAAGAAGCAGCGUACUGAUGGUACGGCUUAA